AUGCCCCCAAAGGCCAGUGCAAGUCGCAAGCACACAAAGAUCAUGAAAAAGCGUCCGUCGCGCAAGAAUGCAAAGGCAAUUAAAAAACCAGGGAAGAAUUCGGGUUUAAACCCGUCUUUGAAUUCAGAUGCAAGCCAGAUCGGCAUCCGUGUCGAACAGCCUCAACCUCCGGCAUCCUACCAGCCACUAAUCUCGUUAAUCGACUCCGAAGGCAUGGACGAGGACAAGGACGAGGAUGAGAUGGAGGAGGAAGACGAUAUGGAGGAAGCCGAUGAACAUCUCGCACAGCCAGGCCCAUUGCAGGGCUACCACCAGCCUUUCAGGCAGCUGGGUCCACCGCCAGACUCCUGGCAGCUCCAACGGCAACAUCUUGGGCAGCCAGGCCCGUCGCACAACUACCCCCCACCGUUGAUGCAGCCACGUCCACUGCCGGACUCCCGGCAGCUCCAACGGCAGCAUCUUGGGCAACCAGGCCCGUUACACGACUACCCCCCACCGUUGAUGCAGCCACGUCCACUGCCGGACUCCCGGCAGCUUCAACAGCAGCAUCUUGGGCAACCAGGCCCGUCGCACGACUACCACUCACCGUUGAUACAGCCAGGUCCACCGCCAGACUCCUGGCAGCUUCAACGACAACAACUUGAGCAACCAGGCCCGUCGCAUGACUACCACCCACCGUUGAUGCAGCCAGGUCCACCGCCGGACUCCCGGCAGCUCCAGCAGCAACCAGCCCCUUACGCCCACACUUAUGGGCUCCCGCAGAUUCCAUUCACACCCCCGGAGCUCGUAUCUCGUGAGGCACAUCACUUUGAUGUGCCCACACCGACGACCUUCAGGAAUAUUGGACGGAUGCACGAUAGGCAGAGGGAGGAAGAACGGACACGUUAUCUGGGACACUUACCCAUCGACUUGCCUGGAAUUCAGAAGGUAUUUGUAUACGAUCCUUGCCGCCCACCCGAAGGCCACCGGGGACAAAUGUUCCCAACUGGGGUUAUCAGAGCAACAGGAGACAUCACUGUCACUGCACCGCUCCCGUCUCGGCGAGAGUUGCCUCCGGUAUCUAGUACUCCUCCCUCUCCCAUCACUACUGUAGCUGGUCCCGGGCCUGUGGCCAACAGUCCACGCUCCCAUCCUUAUGCUCCCCAAUGUUCGACUAAUGAGAAAUUCAAGACCAUGAUGGAAGCCGCAAAGUCCAAUAUGCGCUGCAAAGUGUUAUUAGAGAACGCUAUGCCCGAAACAGGCGCCAACGCGACGAUGGCGGAGGCGGCGCUGUCUACAGCUCGCUGGGACUUCAUGCCUGACGCGGAGGUCCCCAACUACGAAACAUGCCUUAAGACCCUCCGAACCCUCACAACGACCAUACGAAUGGCAUUCAAGACGAGGGCGCGCCACGAAGUCCCAGUCCAUUAUGAUCUUAACCGUCCAUUGGACGCAAACAUGGAGAUCACACACAGGAAACAACGCGUUCCAACACUCAUUGAGAAUCACGCGUACUUGUUUUUGCACGAAACAAACGAUCCUGACUUGCUAUCCCCGGUCAACCAUCCUGGCGUACACGCCGUCAUCGUCGCAGCUGUGUGGGAAACCGGUUUCCACACAGAGCUGGACAUAGACGAUGUGGACGCUCUCGAUAAUGUGAUUUCCCUCGGCGGUGCCGCAACACACUCAGUCCUCAUGGAGCAUCUCAGCGGGAGACGUCAGACGGUGGAGUUUUCAGUGUCUUCGUCAUCUGGAGCAGAGUAUCGUUUCAUUCAGCAACACAAUCUCGCCAUUCGUGAAGUCCCUGCAGUAUAUGACGCUUCCAUUUCUUCAAAGAAAGAUUUAGUUGAACGAGGUAUAUCUACUAUCAGUGCUAUGAAUGGCCCCUAUGAUAAUGAACUGGCUCGUUUCAUCCUUAACCUAAUUAGGAUGCAGUUCUGGAGCACUGCUGCGCUCAUACAGGUUUGGAGCUAUUCAUAUCCUGCACUGCAAUGGUUUGUUUUCACCAAAUCGCCAGCCUCAUACCGUCGCUUCAUGGUUUUCUUCUGGGAUCACUUCAUGCUUUCAUUCUGGAAUUACUUCACGGUUUUUAUUGUCACUUCGCCAGCUUCAGAACAGGGCAGCCUGGUAUCACCAGAAACUCUGGAUGCCAACUCGCAUGCUGAGUCACCUACAAUCAAUUUCGACUCAGACAAUGCAACCGGAGCAAGAUACAACACUCCCGGGGCUAGGUUCUGGCCACAGCAACCACCAUCUCCAGUGGCCUCAGGCUAUUCCUCUCAAAUAUUAACUUGCCGCAGGAACUGGGAGCGUGUCACGUAUUUGGGCCCUGGCUCUGUAGUGGGUAGCCCGACCAUGAACAUCCGAUCUCCGCAUGCUUCUGGCACCACAUUCCGUUGA
Suillus plorans is the source of this 2379-nucleotide messenger RNA. RefSeq lists its product as uncharacterized. The record is from RefSeq and is a predicted model, not a curated record. NCBI's taxonomy places the organism in Eukaryota, Fungi, Basidiomycota, Agaricomycetes, Boletales, Suillaceae. The transcript is spliced from 9 exons. The coding region runs from base 1 to 2379 and encodes 792 amino acids.